GCCAUAGCAACCCAGGCCUGCUGAGAGAGGCGCAGCAGAGACCAGGAGUCUGCAGCCAGGCCCAGGAGUUCUGCAGCUUCCAUUUCUGGUCUGCAGGGAAGGAUUUCACCUUUGUAAAUGAGGUUGCCAUCCUGCAGGGAUGUGUGACGGCCCUUUGGUGCAUAGCUCCAGCAUGCAGUCGAAGAAACUUACAACUGAGCCUCCGUGUAUAACAGAAGAAGUGUUUGAAGACUACUUAGCCACAGAUGCUAUGCUUGUGGACUACUUUAAUGAAUUUUUGAGUCUCCCGACUUUUGCCCAACCAGUUAAGUUUAACUCAGACUUCGGGGUUUUUGAAGUAGUUAAUGACAUCCCACAACGCCUGGAACACCAGCUGAAAAAAAUUCUACAUGAUCAGAAACCUCCAAAUCCCAUUUAUGAUGUUAUAAGAAAAGCAAAGAAUGAUGGGCAGCAUUCCAAAAAGAUCACUGAUUCUUCAGCGUUCAGUAUUGAUCCAAAUUACAACACCAUGUGUCUUGAUCGAGAACAAGCAGUACAGUGGAUUAAGAAGGAAAGACUUCCAGCAUUUCUAGAGAGCGACUGCUACUUUGAGUACAGGCUAGCUAAAUUGAUAUCACAGGUGGAAUGGAGCCAGACUGGCAUUAAUUUCAUUAUAGAUAGCACCUACUACCCCUGGAUAAGGAAGGAAGAUGCGAGUACUCCCUCCCCUGAGGAGGAUGACACUUCACUCACUAUGAAGAGGUUCUAUGUAUCACUUGGCCAGGCUACAGUUUCUCAAACAAUGGAUUGGUUUACAUUAGCAAAAGGAGGCGAGUCCAUGAAAACUACGGAUUCAUUUCUGCGUCCCGUAGCUUCUAUUCAAAUUCAAGAUAUUCAGCAUUUGCCUGGUCCGCCUGAAAGAGAAGGUUCAUUGAGUGAAGAAGCUAGCCUUCUAGAAGCAGGCUCCCUAUCUAAGGAAUAUGACCACUACAGAUUCCUUUCCUCUUCAAGGACAUUGUUCACAGAAGACGGCAUUUGUAGGGAGAGAUCAAGAGGGUCUGAGGAGGGUUCUUCUAUGGCCAUUGCUGAGCCUCCUUCCUACACGCAGCUAAGCAUUUGUCCAGACCAGAAUUUGGAGGGUACAGCAAAAGAAGGAACAGGACAGGAAAAUGCGACUCUUCAUCUACUGGAGGAAUUAAUACCAUCAUAUACUCAAUUUGUAACAAAGGAAUCAAUUUCAGAAGUCACGCAACAGCCACCCGAUGAGACUGAGAGUGAUGUGGAUUUCCCUAACCAGCCUAAAAUGUCUGUACAUGAGUUAUCAAAUAAUGAAUUUGCCUGUGGUACUGAAGAGCCACUCUUAUCCCAAAGGUCCUCUCCAUCUACUGUCUUGGACUCCAGGGGAGAUAUAAGGGAACAAGAUGCUGAAGAAGUGAGCUUAAGAUCAAGCUCUGAAAGCAAUGGGGCAGACAGUAGGGCUGCUUGGUGUAUUAACCACAGAACUUAUGACACUGGCAACAGAAAUGAAUUUGAAAGAUUCAAGAAAUUCAUUAAAGGAACACUUGGUGAGAGGUAUUGGUGGCUCUGGAUGGAUAUUGAAAGACUAAAGGUUCUGAAGGACACUGCAAGGCAGCAAAGGCAACUUGAUAAAAUGAAAAAACUCUAUCUACUGAGCAGUGGAGACUAUUUCCUCACUUCUGAAGUGUUACUCAGACUUGAUUUACUACAUGGAGAGCAGUGGAAUACCAGGCAUUUAAGACGGAUUCAGCCUGAAGUAGUGAAACCUCUUCUUCUUUACUGGGGUCCCAGAUUUUGUGUCACUCAUUCAACAGCGAUAGAAACUGCCAGUGCAAAGCUGAAGUACUGGCAUACAUGCCAAGAGAGACCAAGGAUGGACACUGAUCCUUUUCCACAAAUGGUAUCAUUGCUGCCUUUGACAACUAAGUCUUGUAUGCCUAGGAUACCACCUUCCCUUCCUCAGAAAAGUAAGACUAGCACACCAACAACUUUAUUGAAACCAGACACAUUGGAUUUCAAUUUGAAGUGUUCAUCAAGAUUAUCAUCUGCAUUGUCAUCAAGACAAAGCCCCCUAAGGGAUGACUUUCUUAGCAGUAGAAAUUGGCCAGAGUCAGUGAGCAGGGACAUGAUCCAUUGCUUAGCUUUGGAUGAAACUACAGAAAUGAAAGACUUGGCUCAGAGAAGGUACACCUAUGCUGAGUUGCUCCCAGGGAAAAGUGCUGCUGGCAGUGUUAUCUUAAGGGGAUCAAGAAUGGAAAACAUGCUGCAGUCUCUUUAUCUGGAGAACAGAGCAGGUUACUACUUCACACACUUCUGUGAGAAGUCAGGGAAUAAGUUGUGGAAGAACAGUGCGUACUUUUGGUCUGACCUACAGGCUUAUCAUCAGCUUUUCUACCAAGAAACUCUUCAUCCCCUUAAAAUAUGCAGGCAAGCUCAAUUCCUUUAUGCAACAUACAUUGCCCCAUCUGCCAGUAUGGACAUUGGCCUUCAUCAGAGUAAGAAAAACAUGAUUUAUCAGAAAAUGGACCCAGCUUUUGAGGAUCUUUUUGACGCAGCAGAAGAACAUAUCCUCCUUCUUCUACUAGAACCAUGGAUGAAGAUGGUGGAAGCAGACAAGUACACUUAUGGAAAGGUGGAGUUGGUUGAAGAAACUCGACAGCUGGACUCUGUGUACUUUAGAAAACUCCAGGCUUUGCAUCAAGAAAGCGUUUCCAAGAAGAAUGAGAGUACUGUUGCUGACACUGAUCUGCCAUCCUUCCCUGAUGUUCUCAAAGAAGCUCAGCACUUGCAUCAAGCUUCCAAAAAACUGACAGGUUCUAAUUUGUAUGACCUGUUCCACAACAAAGAGAAGUUAGAACAGUUCUGGGUUUUUCUUAAUGAGCAUUCUGCUGGAAUGGAUCUCAUGUGCUGGCUAGAUAUUGAACAGUUCAGAAAGAUGCUCCACAAGGAUAAAGAAAAAAGGGAGGAAAAAUCCAAGGAAAUUAAAAACAAGUACCUGAACAAAAAAUACUUCUUUGGACCCAACAGCCCAGCUACCAGAGAGCAACAAGAACAGCUAAUGCAUUCAGGUGGAGGAUGGGGACAAAUCCUUCAUGAUCGGCUUCCUCCAGCGGUUCUGCUUGAAAUUCAGCACUGGGUCCAGAAGAGAUUAGAAGAACAAUGGCUGCCAUUGUUCCUGGCAGAUGAACAACAAGGGGCAGAAGGACAAGCAAAGGUAAUGGACAAAACUGAAGAUCUCCUAACACAAAAACAGAAGACAACUAGGACGUGGAAGCAUGUGGACAACAAGAGGGUUUCUUCAUCCAGUGAAAUAAUUGCUUUCCGCAAAGCGCUGUUGGAUCCAGUGACAGCAAAUCAGUUUCAGCGCUUUGUGUCACUGAAGGGAGACCUACUGGAGAAUGGAGUGCUCUUUUGGCAAGAGGUACAGAAGUAUAAGGAUUUGUGCCAUUCUCACUGUGAUGAUGCCACGGUCCAGAAUAAGAUCACGACUAUUAUUGAUUGCUUUAUCAAUUCCACCGUACCCCCAGCUUUGCAGAUUGACAUUCCAACUGAACAAGCACAGAAGAUUUUGGAGCACAGGAAAGAACUAGGACCUUACAUUUUUAGAGAGGCGCAGAUGACUAUUUUUGCUCUGCUGUUCAAAUUUUGGCCAAAAUUUUGUGAGUUUCGAAGCCGUUUGCCUAGUGACAAAAUUUUACUUGCCUUGGAGAGAAAAAAAGGAAAACGGAUGCAGACAAAGGAAGGGAAAAUAUCAGAGGAAAGGCUCACGAAGUUUCAGGGUAAAGAAGUGGCAAGCAGUGCUCUGGGACAUAAGACUGAUGUGGAGAGAAGACCAACAUCAUUUUCAGAUGGAUAUGGAUAUGAUGGAUAUGGAUGUGGAUAUGGAUAUGGAUAUGGAUAUGGACAAGGAUAUGGACAUGGACAUGGGUGGCAGGCUUCCUGGUCCUAUUCCAAGUACAUAGAAGCCUUGGAGCAGGAGAGAGUACUCCUUAAAAUGCAAGAAGAUCUGGAGAAAAAUUCAUCAUCAUUAUUUACAGGUACCUCGUCUAUGUCAUCUAUGUCCUUCCCAAAGCCUGGAAACUCUGAAAAUUCCACAAUUUCUCCAAAGAACAGUAUGACUUUGAAGAAACACUCAGAUCUUCCCAAAGAAACAAAAAGCAGAUUAAAAUCCCCCUGAGGAAGGAAACGCAGAGACAUUCACCGCAGGUGGGCAAGAUAGAAAACUAAUGUGCGUGCAAGGUUUGUACUUCUGGAGCAAAACCAACAACUUGGAAUAUUAUUAAGAACUACGAGGGUAGUCAAGGGUAGAAAAGAAACAUCUUCCACUGUAUUCCUCAUCAACAUGAUCAUGAUACUGUCUCUUGUGUCAUUUAUUUGUUUAAUAGUACACCUUGAGGCUCAAAUCAAUAAGAUUCCAUGAAGUAUGCACAGUAAAAACAAUGAUGUAGUCAUGGUACUAAAGAUCUUGAAAUCAAGCCAAGUUUUUCAGUGCCUAAUCUAAUGAAAAAAUAAAACACUGCAUUAAUUGACAGCUCUGAAGCAGUGUGUCUCAGCACGCUAUUGUCUCAGUACUGUGAUUCAUACAACUUAUGUUCAUCAAGAAUAAUCCACGAGGCGUCUGAACCAUCCUAAAAUCAAACCCUAUUUUAGUUUGCUCGCAGUCCAGUCUGAUUCCUGGUCCAAAGUAUACUUCAGCCUCAUUUCAGACUCCUCAUCCACAUGAAAGACUUAAAGCACAUCAGGACGCUGAUCUGACUGGUAACUUUUAUAAACUGUUAUUCCUCCUGUGGUAUUAUACACUGGAAGAUUUCAGAAAUUCAUAGCUCUUCAGUAGUAGUUCUCCCUUAUUUUUCUUGUAAAUCUUUAAGAGCUAUAAAAACACUGGGGAAGAGUUGAUGUUGGGGAGUUAGAGAAGGGCAGAGGCAGAAUCCACUGCUAGGCAGGGACAGAACUGUUGAGACCAUUUAAACAUCAUUCACCAGCCACGAAGCCAUUUGCUCUAGUCUUCUCUACGUGUGUCUAAUGCGUGUAAGAAAAGGAUAUAUCAGUGAGCUCCAGCUUCCCGAGUUGCCAACAACUUAUCCCUCGGUUAGGGGUUGGGUUGUCUUCUGCUCCUCUUCCCAGCCUCUUGAACAAGAAGGAACCUCUGUGAGCUGUCAGAAAUCAAGGGUCUUCACUUGAAGCUCUUAGAUCAUCCUGCUAAGGGCAACUUACGAGUGCUUUCCUCUUCAGUGUGGAGUGAGAGCUUAAAAGUCCACUGAUAGUCUUUUUCACAGUGAUCUGGUAUUGUACAGGACUGCCAUCAGAAGUUUCUUUAGAGAGGCUGGCAGGGAAGGACCAUGUGCACUUUUAUGACUGUAGCUCCCCUGCCCACACAGCCUCAAAGAAGGAAUGGGGGAGAUUGUCAAUUCAGUUCUUACUUCCCCACGGUUAAGAAACUGUUUGCUUCAUGCUUAUCUCUGUUCCUUCUGUGUUUGAGUUGUUUGCUCAUGUGAUAUCACCUGAGAAAGACACACUGGGUGGAAGCUACAGGAAGGGAGUAAAAUGUGAAAUUCCUAUUCCUGUUUUUCAUAUUAUCCCAAAUUUCACAGAUGCACUGAACUCUAUCGCUCAGUGCAUCUGAGGAGAGUGGAAUGCAGCAUCUUGCAGUGAGCAGAGCACAUGUGGUGCUGUGUGGGCUACCACUCAUUAAUGUGAAAGGCAAAGAAUCAUCAUGAAAUGCCACAAAUGCAGUGAUGUAUGUCAGUCUGAAAAACAUGUGAACAGCCACCUUCUGCUGCUGUGGUCAGUAGAGUGCAUGCAACCAAAUGCUGGAGCAUGGCAGUCAGUUUCUGUUUUGUUGUAAUCUUGCCUUCAUGGCAUUUUGAGACAUGUAGAAAAUGCUGGUAGAUUUUACUUGAAUCAUACUUAUAAAAUUAAAAAUAUCAUCCAGAUAUUUGUCAAAGAAUACAUAACUCCUUGUCUAUUUUCACCUCACAGAAUUAUUAAUGCAAAUUUACCAGACCCCCUGCACAAACUGCUGUCCCAGACAGUUACCAUGCUUAAUACCAUACACAUCCAUCACUUAGAAACAAACCAAAUCAAAAGCACGCUGUGUACUUCAUGUACUUCAGUCAGUGAGCUGAAUUUCAAAGUUCUGCAAGCAAAUGAUAGCCCCCAAUCCAGUCUGCAGAUGUCUCCAUGUUAACUGAAAUAAAUAUGCACACAUACAAUGUGUGUAUACAUUUAUAGACCAUUUCUUCAGCGUGCAACUGAGGAUGAUGGCAUCUGUCAGUAAUGCUAGAAAUAUAUGUCGUAUAAUAAUGCCCAUUUAUUUUUAAAGAAAAAUAGUGUUUGAGCAGGGAAAUACUAAGAGACGGGGAUUCUUUCAUUUCUGCACUACUGAAUCUAAUCUCGUGCAAAGGCAGAUACCCCAUUAUUGUUAUUUAGUGAUACAUCUGAAACAGAAUGGUGCUUUUAGUAUCUUCUCCAGGAGUCAAAUAAUGUGUACAGCCACUUGCAGCAGAGAGCCUGGGAACUGACCGGGUGUAGGGACAAACUGGAUGGCUUUGGUCUAAAGAAUCACUCCACGUCACAUCAGAAAGCCUGCUUACACAGCUGUUGCCUUUUGGCCUUAUUCUUGAGAUACAAAGUGAGCUCAGCAGUUGUAAAGGUCUAGAAAAGCUUCGCUCAGUAAAUCUAGCACCUCUCCCUUUAGAAAAAUAAAAAUGUAUUCCUAAUGUAGUUUAACUAUCCAUACAAUGGAAUUUUAGAAUCUACAGCACCGUAGGAGACCAAUUCUGCAUGGAACAGACAAUAAAAACAGCCAUAUUUUUAGAAACCUGCAAAUGUAGAUUUUUUUCUGGAUGGUUUUGGUUUUAUGCUUUAGUGGAGUUCAAAAUACAGAACCUAAUAAAAUACAGAGUCUAAUCAGACUUUUGUUGUUUACUCCCAAGAAAUGCAGCAUAUUGGAACUAUUUUGCAAUUUUUUAAACCAUCAUUUGGAUUCAUAAAUAUUUACACUUAGAUGCUAUUACUGUGUAUUUCACUUCUCUCUCAUCAAACCUGGCAUGUUUAUUAAAAUAUUUUACAGUCUUUGCAUGCCAGACACAGCUUAGCAUUAAGGGUGCAGUCUUGGAACUGAUCACUGAAAUACUUCUGAUAUCAGUGUAAGUUGUGACUACCCGCUUAAGGGCCUCGAUACGUUUUGCUUUGACUUCUGUCCUGCUACAGCAUGACACAAAGCAUCAGACUGUGAGAUGAAUUCCUGAAGACAUAUAGUGCUGGAUGAUGUUAUUGACGCGCAUACUUACCGUAGCUUUCAAGUGUGGUGACAGCAGUAGUCACCAGAGCAUUUAGAAAGGAGCAGAAUGCUUUCUCAUUUGUGUCUGUACAAUGCUGCUGUGCCACUGCCUCCAUAGCCCUCAUCAUCUUUUCUUUUUUGUGACUGUUUCUUAGGGUUCUAUCGAUGGGAGCAGUCUUAGACACUGAGCUCUGUUUGUGCCUUCAGUUUCAUACAGUGUUAUAAACCCGGGGACAUUUUCUGUCUGUUUUCUAUCACAUGCACCCUGUGAGAUGGCCAGCCUCAGCCUUCUAGAACUUGAGUCAAAACUUGAGUUUUUUUUUUAUGUGUGUGUAUGUAAAAAUGAUUGGAAACAGAUCAGGUGCGUCAAAGGUCUGUCCCAAAUUUAGCAAAUGUAAUCUUUGUUAUUUAAAAUGUUUCUAAUGUUAAAUGCUAGGCCCAACUGAUCACCGUGCGUAGUGCUACAAUAGCUGCAGCGGUCCGUCUUGAAUUUGACCUCUUUAAACUGACCCCAUUACAUUCAACUGAUGAUUUUUGCUUCUGCCUUUUUAUAGCAAUGCUUUUAGUCAGUCAUUGCGAAUCGCACCUGAAUACAGCUAAGGUGGGGCUAUAUGUUUCUUUUCUAUGCUUAUGGAACGGUGGUUUAAAUGCAUUCAAGUAGUGGCUGUAAAAACGUUAGGGAAAGACAGGUUUGAACAAAAAUUUUAGAUCUGGAUCUGUACUCGCAGUUCAAGCCUACCUUUAAUGGCCUGAUUUAGAACAUUCCCAGGAUUUCAGAGUUAUAAUUCACAUCUGUGUUUCUAAGUCCUUCAUGCAUGACUGUUUGAAUGUGCACUUUUGGAACAGAUCCAUGUCUAAUAGGCUAAAUUGUAGUUCCCAAAUCAGAAGCCACAUGGUAUUGCUAUACAGUUUUCUUUAUUUUUCCUUUUAUUAUGUGGUCUUAAACAAGGUUCUGUCAGUCCUGCAUGCUGGAUUAAUAGAAAACGCUGAAAUCUCCACUUUCUAUCUACCUUCUAAUGAACCCAUGCAUUUUGAUUUCUACUGGUGAUUUAAUAAAGCAUUUACACAAUGGCCACAAUGGAUACUUCUCCACCAAAUAACAAUUUCUCAGAGUGUAAGGGCAGAUUGGAAUUAGGCAGGACUCAUUAAGCUGUCAUAAUAUGUUAAGGGCAGUGAAGGAAAUUGAUGAGAUUCUCUCAUUUUUAAUAUUCAUUUAGCCAAGCUGACUUACAUCUCAAGCGCAGGCUGCAUUUACUUGGAUUUUCCUGUACUUCUCUAACUAAAUAAAUAUAUUUAAGUUUCACAGUAACAUAUGUGAAAGUGUUGACAACAACAUUGCUUAUUCCACAUGUUAAUUAUGUAUUUGUUCAGUGUGCCGAUGAACUAUGUGCACUUCUCAUGUUAACUUUUCAUUUCAAGUCAAAAGCAAAUGUAGUAAGUGGAUUUGUGCUUUUAAUUUGAGAUAUUUCUUUUUCCUCUAAAACGAUCUUGUACACGAUUCCUCUGUACCAUAUGAACUGAAAAACUUCUGUUGGCAAGAAGUUUAAAAAGAAAGUAACGCUCUCUUCUCAGAAAAGGGAUUUUAACAAAGCAAAGCAAUUGUGCCAUUAAUGAGAAAGUUAAAUGAAACAAAUGACAAGACAAGAAAAAAAACACACAGCAUCACACUCAAGGAAUGCACAGGCACACAAUAGCUUGUGCAAUAUUCUUCAUCUGUCAAAGCCAGUAAAUACAGAGAUUUCACUGGAAAUGUUCAUUAAAAUAGAUUGUGGUGCCCGUGGCUCAGUAAAUGCAACCAACCAGCUUUUAGCAUACUUUGUAUUUUUCACCUGUAGGCAAGCAAACAGAUUUUUCAUCCCAGCUGUAGACCCAAGUGAUCGGCGUUGCUUUUGUAUGCCCCUAACCCCGACUGGUUGAGUAGCACUCAUCCCUGACAAAGCUAUUUUGGGAAUAAAAUCUGUCACAUCUCUAGAGUAAUGUACACCGUUACCAUUUUGGAUAUGUAUAGAUGUGUGGAGGUAUGUAUAUGUAUCUAAAAAAAUCUCUACUUCACUGAUUCAUGUUCUUGUACGCACAUAUUUACACUAGAUACAUAUAUGCAUAAAGUUACCAUACCAGUAAAUUAUUUUGCUGUCAUAAUGACAUGGGACUGAAGCUUGAUGCACAUCAUCUUUUUCCUAAUAAAAUUUUCCACUGUGUUGCUUCUGUAUAAUUUUUUGAAAAUGAAUGUCUUUUGUUUCAUUAAAAUGAUUCAUUGUGUACUCGCAUUU
Gallus gallus (chicken) is the source of this 9549-nucleotide messenger RNA. It is a transcript of the gene RGS22, whose product is annotated as regulator of G-protein signaling 22. Gene Ontology annotation, molecular function: G-protein alpha-subunit binding. Lineage: Eukaryota; Metazoa; Chordata; Aves; Galliformes; Phasianidae. Gene Ontology annotation, biological process: regulation of signal transduction. The coding region runs from base 140 to 4174 and encodes 1344 amino acids. The record is from RefSeq and is a predicted model, not a curated record. The transcript has 27 exons.